AUGAGUUCAGGGUAUUUGAGUAAUUUAUUGAAUGAUUUGGAGAAGAUAAAUAAGUUCAUAAAUUCAGUUUCAGAUGGAGAUAAAAAGGGAAUGUUAGAAUCUUUUAACGGAUUUUCGUGGGACGAUGAACUAGUUCGAGAUCAUUUACCAAAAUAUUGUGAACUAAACACAGAGGAUCUAAAAUAUAUUGACGGAGUCUUUUCACAUCUGUGCCCAAAAUUCAACCAGGUCAGUAGUCCAUCGCUAAACACCAUGGCACUUUGGCUUAAAACCAGACUCCACCUUCAACAUCAAUUGUCACCUUUUCAUCUCACUUAA
Theileria parva strain Muguga is the source of this 318-nucleotide messenger RNA. RefSeq lists its product as uncharacterized. The transcript has a single exon. The record is from RefSeq and is a predicted model, not a curated record. Bases 1 to 318 code for a protein of 105 amino acids. Lineage: Eukaryota; Apicomplexa; Aconoidasida; Piroplasmida; Theileriidae.